CGCGCGGCCGGAGCCCAGUAGACGGAAGGACGGAGCCGCCGCAGCACAACAGCUUCCCCGAGCCCAACAUGGCGCUGGCCGCCGCGGCGCCCUGAGCCCAGCCCCGGCCUCGCCGCCCCGCGCGGACCUUCCCGCCCCACCCCGCCGGGGCCAUGGGCAGAGCGGGCGGCAGCCGCCGGCCAGGCCGCGCCUAGAGCCCCGCCGCGCGGGCAUGGGAGAGCGGCGCUAGGCGCCCCGCAGCGACCCCCGCCAGGCCCCGCCGCAGGCAGCCCCUCCCGGCCGGAGCCGCAGCCAGAGCCAGCCGCGGGCGGCGCCCGGCCGCCAUGGCCCACUCGCCGGUGGCCGUGCAGGUGCCCGGCAUGCAGAACUAUAGAGCAGACCCAGAAGAACUGUUCACAAAAUUAGAACGCAUUGGAAAAGGCUCAUUUGGUGAAGUCUUUAAAGGAAUUGAUAAUCGAACGCAGCAAGUGGUUGCUAUAAAAAUCAUAGACCUUGAAGAAGCAGAAGAUGAAAUAGAGGACAUACAGCAAGAGAUAACUGUCUUAAGUCAGUGUGAUAGUCCUUAUGUAACAAAAUACUAUGGAUCAUAUUUAAAGGGCACAAAGUUAUGGAUAAUAAUGGAAUACUUGGGUGGAGGAUCAGCUUUAGAUCUUCUACGGGCUGGUCCAUUUGAUGAAUUCCAGAUUGCUACUAUGCUAAAGGAGAUCUUGAAAGGUCUAGACUACCUACACUCGGAGAAGAAAAUUCACAGGGAUAUAAAAGCUGCCAAUGUCUUGUUGUCAGAGCAAGGAGAUGUUAAACUUGCUGAUUUUGGAGUUGCUGGGCAGCUGACGGAUACACAAAUUAAGAGGAAUACCUUUGUAGGCACACCAUUUUGGAUGGCCCCUGAAGUUAUACAGCAGUCGGCUUAUGACUCAAAAGCUGACGUUUGGUCUUUGGGAAUCACUGCUAUUGAACUAGCCAAAGGAGAGCCACCCAACUCUGACAUGCAUCCAAUGAGAGUUCUGUUUCUUAUUCCAAAAAACAAUCCUCCAACUCUACUAGGAGAAUUCAGCAAACCUUUUAAAGAAUUUAUUGAUGCGUGUCUGAAUAAGGACCCAACAUUUCGCCCAACUGCAAAGGAACUCCUGAAACACAAAUUCAUUCUGAAAAAUGCCAAGAAGACUUCUUAUCUGACAGAACUUAUUGACAGGUUUAAGAGAUGGAAGGCGGAAGGGCACAGUAGUGAUGAAUCGGAUUCGGAUGGUUCUGAUUCGGAGUCCAGCAACAAAGAGAACAAUUCUCAUCCUGAAUGGAGUUUUACUACAGUUCGAAAGAAGCCAGAUGCAAAGAAACUGCAGAAUGGAACAGAUCAAGACCUUGUGAAAACCCUGAGUUGUUUAACUAUGAUAAUCACACCUGUGUUUGCUGAGCUUAAACAGCAGGACAUAAAUAAUGCUAGCAGGAAGAAAGCAAUUGAAGAACUUGAGAAGAGCAUCACUAUGGCAGAAUCUACAUGUCCAGGGAUCACAGAUAAGAUGGUGAAGAAACUUAUGGAGAAAUUUCAGAAGUUUUCUGUUAAUGACUCAUCCUAAGAAACUUCUCAUAAAUGACUGCUGUUUCCUAUGGACCCAGUGAAACCCACCAAAACUACUUCAAGCUUGGCAGUGCUUAGCUCAUGAGCUCCUUGUGCCUUUUGGAUCUUUGCAACGUAUUGAUGAUGAGGACGAUGAUGAUGAUGAUGAUCAAGGAUUUGGAAGAACGUACUUAACUCUUUUGUGAUGGUGUACAUGGUUUUAUAUUUUCAGGAAAUUAUUUUGUAAAGAACAACUUUUAAUAUUGUAGUUUCAUCUGUUUAAUCAGAUAAAUGUUGAGGUGCAGUUUUGCUUUUAGAUGUGGCCAUUACUUUAGUUAAUAGGAAGUGCAAGUAUGGUAUGUUUUGAUGCUCUUUUGUUACUGUACAUUGAUGGGAACGUACAGGUCUUUUGUAUUCUUAAGUUAACUUUUGUAAAUCACUAACAAGCUUCAGAAAUAGCUUUUUUUUCACAAGCAUAUUCAAAACAUGUAAUGUAGUGGGUAGGGUGUUGCUGUAGCACCUGCUUCCAUCACCAUAGUUUUAUCAUACCCUGAAACUAAACCUGCAACAAUAUCUAUUAUACUUCUAAAUUGGUACAGUAUUUUAGGCAGCUCUAUGAUUAUACACAUUUGAGAGCAAUAUGUCCGUAGUUUGCAGGUGAUAUGUAGCAGCAGGUAUAUCCUGAUGUACAGUAGAUGUAUUACCUUUUAGAACAGAUUUAGAAGUAGUAAUUAAAUCUUAUUCAUCAUGGUAGGAAAUUUAAAGCAAUACAGAUGCGGGGUUGGGGGGAGGGCCUUUGGCAAUAAUGGACAGAAAUUGAAGUCCAAUUUAAUUUAAAUUUCUUUCUUUUGAGUAUAAAAACAGCGCAUUGUAUGCUUGGGUGGGAGGUAGCCAGAGAGAAGUCGGGUGUCAUGUGAUAAAUACCUCACAAGCAGGUAUCCGUAUAACACCAGCGUUUUGUGUGGUGGUGGUGGCGUUUUCCUGUAAAAUAUUUAUACACUUCUGUUCUUAAAGUACAUUAAAUGCAGUACAUCAACAUCACUUGUUUAUAAUUUUCUGAAAGUGUAUUUUAAAUAUGUAUUUACCAGUUAAUAUGCAAAUAAUUGAGUUAUAGAUAUUCUUUCACAAAAAGGUAGUACUGUGCAGUACAGAAUGAUUUUUUUUCCCCUAAAGUAGGUAAGACUAUAAAAUUGCUUUCAGUUAUAUAUUUAUGGUACUGCUAGAUGGGUAAUAUCCUUUUUUCUUUUCAACCCAGUAUGUAUAUUAUGCUGAAGUUUUGAACUGGGAUUGUAUUUCAGUACUUAGCUGUGGAACUGUUGGUGUAAAUUUAUUUUUGAUAAAGGCUGGAUGUGUUUAUUUUAUGGUUCCUGCACAUUUUGUUUUUGCACAAAAGUCAUUUUAAAGAAAUCUGAAAUAUAUCUGCCAAAUAUCGAAAAAGUAACGGUGUGCAAACAAAUACUGCAUUUUUAGUCAAAAGUUGCCAUGACGUCGUUUUUAUAUAAAGGACACUCGUGAGAGAUGGUGGUUAGACAUGCCAAGGACAAUUAUUUUCAAUGGUGCCUACACUGUAAAAAUUACUUUUAACUCCUUGUUUUAAUUUUAAAGAAAUGUUUCUGUUUAAAACUUUUCAUCUGCUAUAUAACUGAAACUCAAUUAGAAUUUAUAUCUGAGAAAAAAGUCUGGAAAUAGUUUUGAAAACAAUGUUAUGGAUUAAAUAAAUAUUUUUAUAAGUGUAAAAGCAGCAAAAGUUGUAUAUACAGUUGAUCUGAGGCUUUACAAAAUAACUGCAUCACAGAUACAAAUUGUAGUGCUCCUCUAGCUUAUGUAGUUGUUAGUCCUGUAAAUCUGUUUAUAGAUGUAGCUUAUUUCAAUGUUUUGGGGUUUAAAAUGGUUUAAAAAUAAAUAUUUAAGUUCUGUAAACUUU
This is a messenger RNA of Mauremys mutica (yellowpond turtle), 3479 nucleotides long. RefSeq names its product serine/threonine kinase 26 (gene STK26). The record is from RefSeq and is a predicted model, not a curated record. Gene Ontology annotation, biological process: protein phosphorylation. NCBI's taxonomy places the organism in Eukaryota, Metazoa, Chordata, Testudines, Geoemydidae. The coding region runs from base 324 to 1574 and encodes 416 amino acids. Gene Ontology annotation, molecular function: protein kinase activity; ATP binding. The transcript is spliced from 12 exons.